UCCGGGAUGGACGGCGGGCGGCCUCAGCGGCCCUUGGCCUCGGCGGUCUGGUCCCCCGGCGCCCGAUCAGGGGGGUAGAGUCUGGUGGACUGGGUGGGGCCCUGGCGGGGUGCCGGGAGCCCGCAGUUUCUUGGCCCAGGGUGGGGUCGGAGACGCCGUGAGUGUGCAGCGCGUGUGAGUGAGGGUGCAGGGGCGUGCGCCCCCGUGUGCGCGCGGCGUGCGCUAGCCGGGGAGGUGCGGGACUCGACGACCCAUUGCGCGUCUCCCGCGGUGCGGCGGUGCGGAAGUCGGCGCGCGUUGGCGCGCACGCUGGCUCAUCCGCCGCCGUGGCCUCAUCGCGGGGCAGCGGGCCUGGGGGCCCCAUUGAGAAGUAGGUCCUUCCCGGGCCUGCUGCGCCUCUGGCUGCCUGCCCGGGCCGCGCGCCGGGUGCGACUGCCCGGGCCUGAUAGCACCUCGGGGCAAUCCGUGGCAGCCUUAUCUCGCCUGCCCUCUUCGUCCGCGCAGCAGUCUGGGGGGCGAGGCCGUCCGGGAACCCGCAGCCAGCGCCCGCUGCGCGUCUGCCGGUUUGGCGGGGGCGGGCAGACCGGCCGUGGCCGGGGGCGCGCGUGUGGAUUCGGGCCGGGUGCUGGCCAGAAGCGAAAGCGGCAGAUGUCCUUGGGCAUCGCCGCCCUCGCCCCACCUGUCGCGGGUGAACUUUGGGCCAGUAUCUGGAGUAGAGCAGAAAAAUUAUUAUGCCUGUGUUCCCUUGGGACUCAUUGGAAAUUGUACAGUGACAUCUUCUGGGAUUUAGGCUGAAUGAAGUAUCAGAGAAACACUUCCCGCCUGUAGCUGCCUGUCAGGUUAGGAGUGUGCAGACUGGUGCCUAAAAUGGAAGUAGAUGUUAAUGGAGAGUCCAGAAGUACCCUGACCACCCUGCCCUUGCCCGUGGCCGAGGUGAGCUCCCCGGGAAAGGCAGAGGUGGAGAAGCCCCGCUGUUCCAGCACUCCGUGCUCGCCGAUGCGCCGGACUGUGUCAGGCUACCAGAUCCUCCACAUGGACUCUAACUAUUUGGUUGGCUUCACGACUGGUGAGGAACUCCUGAAGUUAGCCCAGAAGUGCACAGGAGGUGAAGAGAGUAAGGGAGAAGCUGUGCCUUCCUUGCGCUCCAAACAGCUGGAUGCAGGACUUGCCCGUUCCUCUCGUUUGUAUAAAACCAGAAGUAGGUACUACCAGCCGUACGAGAUUCCAGCUGUCAAUGGCAGGAGGCGAAGGCGGAUGCCCAGCUCAGGAGACAAGUGCACUAAAUCUUUACCUUAUGAACCUUAUAAGGCCCUCCAUGGGCCUCUGCCUCUCUGUCUUCUUAAAGGUAAGAGGGCUCACUCCAAAUCUCUGGACUACCUCAAUCUAGAUAAAAUGAACAUCAAGGAGCCAGCUGACACAGAAGUGCUACAGUACCAGCUUCAACACCUGACCCUCAGAGGGGACCGUGUGUUUGCUAGGAAUAAUACAUGAGUGACUUGCAGAGGAUGUAAACCAGUUUAGGUCAGCCUACACUUGGCUAGAAAAUUCCACUGUUGUACUCUGUACAGGACUCUUUACAUUAUAGAUGGUUAAAUCAGCUAAGUGUUCCUGGAACAUAAAAAUUGGAUCAAAUUUUGAAUACAGGAAUGAAAUCACAGGUACUUGAGGUGAAAUCAUUCUAGAGCACGCAACUGCAAGGAAAACAGAAUGUUGACCAUUAGUUUGUAUCGCUUUUUAGCUGGGAAAAAAAGGCUUUGGUACAGUAAUAUCGUCUUUAAAAUUCUGAUACUCAAAUUGGAAAUGUUAUCUGCUUGGUUGUUGCUGACUUGGUAUGAUUCAUUAGAAAUUUAUAUCUUAAGUACUCAAGUACUUCUUUAAUCUCUGUACUUUACUAUAAAAUAUAUGUAAUGAUUUGUUUUAUGAAAUUUAGAACUUGAAGAUUGCUAAAUUGGACCACGUUUUAUUUUUAAAUAUUGAGUUUAAAUAUUUUAUAACUGGUUUUGCACUGAAAAAAAUUAACAUUUCAAAUUGACAAGAGAAUAAUCUUUCUUCACUUGCUUCAAUAAUAUUAUUGAGCAGUGAAUUUUUUAUUUCCGCAUGGAAAGUUAUGGAUCUCUAUGGCUGUAAAAUAUUUCUUUAUAGCGUUAUUAAAGUGUGUCUUAAUAAAAUUAAAUUUGGGAUACAAAGUAUUUAUUUUACAAUGGGUGGGGGGAAACUUUACAGGAAAGUUUCCAAUAUGAAGUUUUCAUAAGUUGAAAAAGUUUCCUUAGUGCUUAUUUUCUAAUUUAAAAUUCAUCUGGAACUUUAAAAUGGAAAGGAUUCUUUAAAUUGUGGAUUAUAGGCAUAAUACUGAUUGCAUCUGAAUGUUCUGUAAGUGAAUGGAACUCUAAUAGAGGAACUCAUGAUUUCUACUCUCAAAUGCUUAAACUAAGUAUGAAGUGAUACCAUUCAGCAUGGCAUCGGGUCAUUUCAGUUUUAGUUCUGUGCAGCACAGGCACUCAUUGAAAUUCCACUUUCUAGGAUUAGUGCAGGAGCCUAAAGUGCUUCUACAGUUUUAAUGGGUUAAUCCUGGAUUACUUAACAAUUUAUGUCAAUUGCACUGGUUUAAUUUGUUGCUAAAGAAAUAAUGCCCUGGCUUUAGUAACAAAUACAGCUCAACUAUUCUUGAACAUAUUUUGAAAAAAAAAAAUGUAUGUAAUGUACCUUUUGUAAAAGUUUCUAUUUCUUUUUUUCUUUUUUGACUCUUGAAGGUGCAAUUUAUUACUGAAUUGGCAUUUCUGGCAGCAUAGACCUCCUUAUUUUAAAUUUUAUUUUGGGGGCUGUGAGUUUCUAAGGUGUUAGCAAUCUUGCUUAUUAAAUAAGAACACCUUUUAAUUAAAUGAGUGGGUCAUUCCUGGUGCAGAUGUGACUUUUCUUUGGCCAGAAUGAAUGACAAACUAUUUAGAGCAGAAUAACUAUUAGAAAACCCUAGGAACUCUUAAUCAACGUUGAUUAUACUUCCACUGAGGCAAAUCAUGUGAAAGAGCUUCAGGGAAGUUGGCCCAUAUCUUACUGAGUUGAUCAGAUUUCUUGGUGGGCUGGAAAUUUUCAGCUAUUUUACAUUUUAAAGUAAAUUGCACCUUUGUAACAUAUUGUAUUGACGAAUGAUCACUAAGAUUAACUAUAUCUAUACAGUCAUUAGUUUGACAAGAAAUAGAAUCCUGUCAGAUGCCAAAGAGUUGGGAUUUUUACGUUUAAUGAUUAAACACCAUUAUUUAUUGAUGACUUACCCUGUGGAACUGUAUUAUUUCUAACUAUGAAAUAAAAGGGUGAUAUAAACACACA
Molecule: messenger RNA, 3324 nt
Organism: Globicephala melas (long-finned pilot whale)
Lineage: Eukaryota; Metazoa; Chordata; Mammalia; Artiodactyla; Delphinidae
Gene: MACIR
Product: macrophage immunometabolism regulator
Biological process (GO): negative regulation of cytokine production involved in inflammatory response; negative regulation of fibroblast migration
Source: RefSeq, a predicted model, not a curated record